GGAGGGGUAGGAAAGGGAGGGGCGGAAAUCGAGUCCGUCUGCUUGACUCACGAGUGUGGCGUGGGGCAGGAUCACUUUUUAAGCUCGUUUAUGGACACCAUUUCAUCCUCAGAGUCACGAGGCCUUUGAAUUUCACGCGGAAAACAGUACGUUCCAGUGUUCUUCAUCUUAUAAACUCUGCGUCAGGAAACAGCCGUUGGAAGUUUGCUGUGGUGCGUUCAGAGGUUGUCUCACAGAAACAACACCAACCAUGAAUGUAACAAAUUGGAAUGUCUCCACCCCCUCUGGAGCAGAAAAAGCAAUGACUACAACACCAACUCCACUGCCCUCUGUGGUAGUUUCUACACAACCACACAUCACCUUCGCUCCAGUGGUAACAACAGAAGCUCCAUCUGGUCCAGACUCUGCCAUCGUCGGAGUGGUCGUAGUUGUCAUCCUCGUGACGCUGGUCGUUUUCGGAGUCCUGCUGUAUCGCUAUUUCUGCCACAACAAAGGCGACUACAGGACAACGGGGGAGUUGGCUCCUGGAGAUGAUCCCGACGAGUCUAGCAACCAGACCGCGGGGGAGAAAAAGGAAUACUUCAUCUGAAGCUGGGAUUGAGACUGUAGGGGGGGAGGAAAAUAACUAUGUGGACUUGAUGUUUUAGGGUUUUUAUGUUAUGUGGUUGAAGGGAAAGUUGUUACUGUUGAGUUGGCAAAGAAAAACUCAAGCGAACCCAAAGAUGGGAAUCGUAAGACUUGAUGGACAGAAAGCAGGUGAAGCAUAAGUGGGUGUAGUAGAACCAGACGUGAAACAGGUGCUGGGAUUUUUUACAUUUUUUUAUUUUAUUUAAAGGCUUCACUCACUUAUCUGAAAUAUAUCCAGCAGCAGCCAGAAUGUAAUGCUGGUGUGUCUGUGACACUCAUAUGGUUUUUUUGUAUCUGAAUUUGAAGUUUCUUGUUGUGUUCACACGACCAGUAUUGUUCCCAAACUGCAGUUGAUGUUUUUGGCACUACCGUGUGGCUUUUAACCUUUUAUAUCUGUUUGAUUUUUAACAGUUCUGUGAUAAGCUUGUUUAAAGCCAUGUCUGCUUUAGGACAGGUCAGGAAAAAAUGUUUGUCUGGCUUUUGUGCACCUGGUCUUAUUAUUUUUUUUGUAUAAGCUAUUGCCUGAAAUUGUUCCUGAUGACAUUCUUAGUUACACUUUGAAGGCAAAGCUCUUUUUUUUAAGCGUUUGAUUUAUCAGAAAUGUGUAUUUUACAUGUUUUGAAGUUCUGUAUUUUGUGUUUAAAAAAAAAAGAGAGACUUUGGUCUUUGUUUACGCCUGUGACAACGGUCCCAGAUGAGCAGAUGAAAAUGGAAAAUAAAAACUUUGGUUUAAAGUCAAGAUAAGUCAUUA
This is a messenger RNA of Oryzias latipes (Japanese medaka), 1378 nucleotides long. RefSeq names its product cell adhesion molecule 2. Lineage: Eukaryota; Metazoa; Chordata; Actinopteri; Beloniformes; Adrianichthyidae. The record is from RefSeq and is a predicted model, not a curated record.